CAAUAAACCAUAAACUUCUUAAAAGUUUACUCGAAAUAAGGAGCGGUCUCUGGAAUGCCGUGUAGUGGAACAGAUAAUAAUUGCACAAAAUUCCUGGCAAUAAAAAUGCAGGAAUUUAAGAUUAUUAAUUUCUAAAAAUAUGAAAGAAACUUAUUUGGAACUACAAAUAAAACCAUAUUCAAAAGUAGAACACAGCUGUUCCAGAUCGUUCGUAAAGUCCCUCUACCGAUUAAACUCGAAAAUUGACGAUCUUUUCAGGCCCUUACCGACGAGCCGGAAGAUUUAUAUUGUACUUAUGGCAGUGGAGCUAUGCGAUUUUAUGUACUUCUAUGUUUUUCAUCAAAUUUUGACUAACACACUAUAAAAAUUUCAUUAUUAUUUAAUCUGAUUUAAGACGCAUUUUAAUUUUUAUUAAUAUUUCAGGAAUUUUUCUUGGGAUUAAACAAGUUUUAGUUGUUAAGAAAUAUAUAUAUGUUCUCGAAACGUUCUUUGUGAUGAUUGGUCGUUUGUGAUUAGAACGGAAGCUUUAUUGAAAAUUUAAUUAGAGAACUUAAGAACUACACUUAAGUCAAAGUCUAGUUGAUCAAGAUGCUUUUGAAGUUUAGUCCCCUCAUCUUAUUAAUUGCUGUAAUUGUGGCUGAAGGUGACCUUCAUGAUGUUGAUGAUAUGCCAGAUAUUGGAGAGGAAGUUAUUGAUGCCGUUGAAACUGAAAAAGAACCUGAAGUUGAGAUAGAAGAGAUACCUUAUGUAACACCUCAUCCCAUUGGUAAUGCCUAUAUAGCUGAACAUUUUGAUCACCGUGAAGACUAUGAUAAAAAAUGGAUUCAGUCAGAAGCAAAAAAAGAUGGAGUUGAAGCAGGAAUAGCCAAAUAUGAUGGCAAAUGGUCUGUGGAAGAAGCUGAGAAAAAUGGUCUUAAUGGAGAUUUUGGUCUUGUGCUAAAGUCAAAAGCACGCCAUCAUGCCAUUUCAUCUAGGUUGGAGAAACCAUUUCUAUUUGAUAACAAGCCUUUUAUCUUGCAGUAUGAAGUACGAUUUCAGAAUGGGCAAGAAUGUGGUGGUGCUUAUUUGAAACUCUUAUCUCAAGAUCCUAACAUGGAUUUGCGUAAAUUUCAUGAUAAGACCCCUUAUACACUCAUGUUUGGUCCUGACAAGUGUGGAAAUGAUCAUAAGUUGCAUUUUAUUUUUCGACACCGUAAUCCUAAAAAUGGAAGCUUUGAAGAGAAGCACUGGAAACGUACCGCAAAUGUUCCGAAAUUAGAUGAUGUUUUUAAGGAUAAGAAACCUCAUUUGUUUACAUUGAUUAUCAAUCCUGACAGUAAGUUUGAAGUUCUUGUAGACAAGCAAAGUAUUCAAAAAGGAAGUCUACUUGAAGACUUUAACCCCCCUGUAAACCCUGAAGCUGAAAUUGAUGAUCCGAAUGAUUCAAAACCAUCUGACUGGGAUGAACGAGAAAA
Molecule: messenger RNA, 1454 nt
Organism: Parasteatoda tepidariorum (common house spider)
Lineage: Eukaryota; Metazoa; Arthropoda; Arachnida; Araneae; Theridiidae
Source: RefSeq, a predicted model, not a curated record